UCUCUCUGAGCAUCAUCUCCACGUCUGCGUUCUUCACCCCCGCCCGACAGCCACCAUUCCCACCUCGGAGAGCUCCACGCUGGCAGCGCAGCCCCUUCCCCGGCUGAGCAUCGGGCGUAAGACCCUGGUGGCAGCCGCUGUGGGGGUCAUGCUGGUUCUGGUCCUGGUGGUCCUCAUUCCCGUGCUUGUCAGCUCCGUGGGGACGGGUGACGGCGAAGACGGUGCCGGCCGUUAUGAGAUGCUGGGAACCUGCCGCAUGGUGUGUGACGCCUUCCCCACGCCGGGCACAGGGGAGCCAGUCACUGCCCAGCUACAGGUGGACAACGGAGAGGAGGCAGGUUUGGGCGAUCACAGCAUUGGGCCGCCGUUGCCAACGUACGGCGCGCACGGCUCCCAGGGCAGACCUGGACGUCCGGGUAAGCCCGGACCCCCGGGCCCCCGUGGAGAACCGGGCCCUCCAGGGCCGAAGGGGCCACCAGGGAAUGCUAUGGAUGUCGUACGGACAGGGAUCCUAGGCUUAGGGGAGAAGGGCUCGGUAGGCACCUCGACCUACAACACCACGCCCCGGGUGGCUUUUUAUGCGGGGCUUCGGAACCCGCAGGAAGGUUACGACAUCCUGCGCUUUGACGACGUGGUGACCAACAUCGGGGGCAAUUACGAGGGCGCCACGGGGAAGUUCACCUGUAAGAUUCCUGGCACCUACUUUUUCAUAUACAACGUCCUGAUGAGGGGAGGAGACGGCACCAGCAUGUGGGCCGACCUGAUCAAGAACGGUCUGGUGAGGGCCAGCGCCAUCGCCCAAGACCAGGACCAGAGUUACGACUACGCCAGCAACAGCGUCAUUCUCCACCUGGAUGCGGGUGAUGAGGUUUUCAUCAAACUGGACGGCGGAAAGGCGCACGGUGGCAACAGCAACAAGUACAGCACCUUCUCGGGCUUCAUUCUCUAUGCCGACUAGUGAGACCACGGCCGAUCGCUUGGCUUUCACUUGCAGCGAGGACGACGUUGCCCAUAGCCACUGAUCUACAGUGACGUGGCUGGAUUGGUGGUUAUGGGUAAUGGGUCUACCUCUUUGUCCAUUCAUGGUGCCUACGCCGCUGUUCCGACGACCUAGCCUAACACGUCAUGAUGCCGAAGCGCCGUGACGGUUCCGACAGCAUCAUCUCCAAACCGGAAUCUCUUGUUUGCUGGUGUCCUUGCUUUCUUCUUACUAGUGCGCUAAAAUGUCGUAACCUUUGAGAUCAGGGGCCAGAAUGAGAUUGUCUUCGUGUAUCAGAUCUGAUAUUGAACCUUGUCCUGUCUGCUCAAGACUUUGAUGAAAUAUUUGUGCCAUUCUAUCAUGUGACGUGCUAACUUGUAAGCAUCUGUUGAACUCUAGCAUGCAGAACCUGUUAAAACCGAUACGCAAAUGAAUUAAAGGUCCCCUAUUAUGCAAAUCUGACUUUUUCAUGAUGUUCUACCAGUAACAUGUGUCCCUACAACCUAUUUAUGAGCACUAAAUGUGAGGAAAAUCUAUACCUAGCUCCAUUUUUGACAAAAGUUCUGGUUUUGGGGAAGAUUUUCAUGACCUUUCUCAUGGACAUGAGCUCUGUGUAUAUGGCCACAACUUUGUGGAAAAGCAGGCUUCGCUACACAUCUUAAAACAAAGCACUGCCAACUAUUGGUCAGUCAGCUACAGACCCAGGAGCUGUAAGGUUGAUCAAUUUGUUUUUCUAGGCUAACCUAGCAUGGUGUUGCUGUUGAAACAUGACUGUAAUGUUAGCACUGUAGCUCACAUAGCUAUGCUAGUAUCACUAACGUUCGUGUCUUCCUAUCCCACUCCUUAAUGUCAUGUUGUUGUAUGUGCUAUUAAAUUGGACAAGUGCAGAGUUACGGUAUAUGCAAAAGUGUAUAAAGUGCACAAUAGCACUUCUUGGAGAGACACACUCUGUUGUAUAGCUCAUUAGCAUUCAAGCUACAGAUACACAAAACGGCGCGUUCCCACGAGAGCUUACGAAAAGCACUUCAAAACUCUUUAAAAUCCAGCACCAAGGCUAGAUAUUGGACAACAACACUUGCAAUUGUGGGACCUCGCCGAAUAAAAUGGGUGACAACAGUGUAAUAUGGGACCUUUAACAGUUUUUGGAAU
Molecule: messenger RNA, 2128 nt
Organism: Dunckerocampus dactyliophorus (ringed pipefish)
Lineage: Eukaryota; Metazoa; Chordata; Actinopteri; Syngnathiformes; Syngnathidae
Product: C1q-related factor-like
Exons: 2
Coding region: 149-958 (269 amino acids)
Molecular function (GO): protein binding
Source: RefSeq, a predicted model, not a curated record